UCACUGCUACUUUUAAUACCCAUUUCACUCACUUUCUCUCACCUCUUCAAAAUUGAAAAAACAAUAAUUAGAAAAAGAAAAAACAAUUCUUUCUUCUUUCCCAGUUUCUACUGCUAUGAACACAACAUAGCUGCAUUCUCUCUCUCUCUCUCUCUAAAACCCUUCUUCCCUGGGCUUUUGGCUUUGGUGAUUAUUGGUGAUUGCAACAGAUCAGGUUGAGUUCUCAACUCAAAUGGCGUCUGCUUCGUCGGCUUCUUCGUCAACGUCCAAGCUCUGCUUCAAUUAUGACUGCAAAGAAUUCAAGUCCCAACCACCAAAGAGAGGUUGGACACUCCGUUCCGGAGACCUAGCCGAGCUUUGCGAUCGAUGCGGUUCUGUUUUUGAAGAAGGGAGAUUCUGUGAAAUCUUUCACUCAAAUGCAUCUGGUUGGAGGACUUGUGAGACUUGUAGGAAGCGGGUUCAUUGUGGAUGUAUUGUUUCAAGUCAUGCCUUUAUGUUGUUGGAUCCUGGAGGAAUUGAGUGCCUUGCAUGUGCCCGCAAACAUAUGGUUUUGCCAUCUAACUCGCCAUGGCAACAAUCUUUCUCCCUUCAAAAUCGUUUACCAGAAAGAAUUAGAGACAUGUCUGGAAAAAAUUGGAGUCAAUUAGCUGGAUCAGGUCCUGUUCCAUGGAAACAAGCACCGAGUUUGUUCAACUCAGUUUCUUCAUCUGACUUACAUCCAGAUGUGCCAUCCCUAGUUGAAUUGUCUAAUAGCAUUGACAAAAGGUAUGUCAUUGAAAGGUUACCUGCCUCGACCAUGGAAAAGAAAAAUGACGAUUUGUCUGGAAUAUCUGUUAACUGGAGUGUAAAGCUUGGUACCCGGGAAACGAUGUUUAUGAAUGACCUUGCAGGAAUAAGGAAUGAUGACAAACCAAGUUCAGGUUUAAAUAUGUGCCAGCAGCCUCCAUCUCUGAAGGAAGAUUCAUCUUCUCAACCAUUUGGUAUGUCUAUACCUUAUGCAUCUGCAAAUGAAAGAAAUGGUCAAAUUGGAGUGACAGGAAGUCAUUCACAACAAAUACAAACUCCCCCAGGAAAACAUUUCAGUGGCCUUAUGCAAUUAGCGCUUGACUCAUCAAGUGAAGCUCUGGUUCGUAAUGGACGGCCUCGGGCAGAUGCCCGAGGAAGAAACCAGUUAUUGCCACGGUACUGGCCCAGGUGUACUGAUCUAGAGCUACAACAAAUAUCUAUAGAUUCUAAUUCAGUAAUCACUCCCUUGUUUCAAAAAACCUUGAGUGCCAGUGAUGCUGGGAGAAUUGGGCGUUUAGUUCUACCAAAAAAGUGUGCCGAGGCCUACUUCCCACCAAUUUCUCAGCCUGAAGGAUUGCCACUUAAAAUCCUUGAUGCAAAAGGCAAGGAAUGGAUAUUUCAAUUUCGCUUCUGGCCAAACAAUAAUAGCAGGAUGUAUGUUUUAGAGGGUGUCACUCCUUGCAUACAGUCAAUGCAGUUGCAAGCAGGUGACACAGUAACAUUUAGUCGAUUGGAGCCAGAAGGGAGGUUGGUUAUGGGAUUUAGAAAGGCUUCAAAUGCCACGCCAUCUGAUCAGGACAAUGAAACAAAUAAGAAUGGAAAUGGAUUUUCUGCACCUGGUGAAGUUGAGUUAGCUGAUCCUAGUUCAUGGUCUAAAGUUGAUAAAUCUGGCUACAUAGCAAAAGAUGCAUUGGGGAGCAAAUCUUCAAUGCCUAGAAAGAGAAAACUCAACAUCUUGGGUUCAAAAAGUAAACGUCUAAAAAUUGAAAGUGAGGAUAUGAUAGAGCUGAAGAUUACGUGGCAAGAAGCUCAAGGCCUGCUCCGUCCCCCUCCUAGCCAUGUCCCAAGUAUUGUUGUGAUUGAAGGUUUUGAAUUUGAGGAAUAUGAGGAUGCUCCGGUGCUUGGAAAGCCUACAAUUUUCACAGAUGAUAAUACGGGUGAAAAAGUCCAGUGGGCUCAGUGCGAAGAUUGUCUCAAAUGGCGUAAAUUGCCAGCAAGUGCACUUCUUCAAUCAAAAUGGACAUGUUCAGAUAAUUCAUGGGACCCAGAAAGAUCUUCAUGUUCGGCUGCUCAAGAGAUGACAACAGAAGAGAUUGAGAAUUUGCUUCCACCUUGUAAUUCAGCUGCUUCUAAGAAAAUGAAGGCUACUAAGCAGGAAUCUGAUAAUGCUGAAGCUUUGGAGGGACUUGACACACUCGCAAAUUUAGCUAUUUUGGGAGAGGGUGAGUCACUCCCUACGUCUGCCCAGGCCACGACUAAACACCCGCGUCAUAGGCCGGGCUGCUCAUGUAUUGUUUGCAUUCAACCUCCCAGUGGAAAGGGCCCCAAACAUAAGCAGUCAUGCACAUGUAAUGUCUGCUUAACGGUGAAGCGUCGAUUCCGGACUCUAAUGUUACGACGUGAAAAGAAACAAUUUGAGAAGGAAGCAGAGACUACACGUAAAAAACAAAAGCAACCGCAUUCUCAACCAUUACAUUCUUCUGAAAUUUUUUUUGACGAUGAUUCCUUGCCUUGUAGUAACCCUGUCGAUAGUAGUAGCCCAAAUCAAAACAAGGAAGGUAAUGAGGUUUCUGACGAAGAUCCAAACCAGGUAAAAUCAUCUACCUCACCUUUUAAAGGCCAAAUCGACCUGAAUAUCCAGCCAGAGCGUGAAGAAGAGUCAUCUCCCGGUUCAGAUUCCGGUGGCAUGAUGAAAUCGCUCCACAAUGCUGUCGAGAGGUGUACGAAACCGACAUUGAACAGCGGUAUUGGAGAUACAUCUGGAAGUCAGUCACGUCAGGUUGCGGAUGGAGCCGGGGAAGAUAAACUUAGCAAUGGUGUAGCUCUCGGCAGUAGUAGUCAUGGUAGCAAGGAACAUGCACAAGCUUUGCCUAUGAAUAUGUGAAAAUUAUAGUGUACAUUUAUCACUUCGGCUUAAUGCUUGUUCAGGUGUACAUAACGAGGGGUAGGAAAAAAGGGCAAUUUGAUGAACAACUAUUUUGAUAAUAUAGACGGAAAACAUCAUCAUAGGCAUAGCAGUUUAUUUAGUGAAAUGCUGAUUGGGGUUUGGGUUGAAGCUAUUUAGUUUCUUGAAAGCUCACCAAUUCCACCUUAUUCAACAACAAUGCAAAAAAUGUAACUAACCCUAAUUUGUUCUACCGAUUUAUUAUUAGCCUGAAAGAUGUUUCUGGUAGAAA
Molecule: messenger RNA, 3182 nt
Organism: Arachis ipaensis
Lineage: Eukaryota; Viridiplantae; Streptophyta; Magnoliopsida; Fabales; Fabaceae
Product: B3 domain-containing protein Os07g0563300
Molecular function (GO): DNA binding; zinc ion binding
Source: RefSeq, a predicted model, not a curated record